Molecule: messenger RNA, 1979 nt
Organism: Impatiens glandulifera
Lineage: Eukaryota; Viridiplantae; Streptophyta; Magnoliopsida; Ericales; Balsaminaceae
Product: BEL1-like homeodomain protein 7
Exons: 3
Coding region: 39-1586 (515 amino acids)
Biological process (GO): regulation of transcription by RNA polymerase II
Molecular function (GO): RNA polymerase II cis-regulatory region sequence-specific DNA binding; DNA-binding transcription factor activity, RNA polymerase II-specific
Source: RefSeq, a predicted model, not a curated record
ACCUUAAAGAAAUCAUUUUUUUCAGACACUUUCUUCUAAUGCAGAACAAGCAAGGAAGAAAGAAGAAGAUGGCUAGUUAUUUUCCAAGUAUAAAAGAUGAAGAAUUAUUAUCAGCUACAUAUUUACAGAAUGAUCAGGAAUCUGGUUCAAAUCCAGACAAUAAUAAUAAUAAUAAUAAUAAUAAUAUAAUGUAUCUGAAUCAAGAAUCCGUUAAUGUCCCUUACAUGGAGCUCUUAUCCACCGCUAGAAGAGACGACGAUCUACUCGAACUCAUCCCAUCGUCUUCUUCUUCAUCAUCUUUAAACCUACAAUCAGACUUUGUUCACCUACAAAUCACGGAUAAUUCUCAAAACUUUCAAUCUCAAGCCUUAUCCCUGACUCUAGGGAAUCAAAUGCAACCCCCUUACUUGUCACCCUUCGGAGGAAAUUACAUAUACGAUUCGGAAAUGACAACCCCCACUUUGAAUUGUAACAGUAAGUAUCUGAAACCAGCUCAAGAAUUGCUCGACGAAGUUGUGAGUGUCUGGAAUUCCCCUAAACCGUCGUCGUCGUCGAAAAAGUCUAUCAUAGAUGAUUUGAAAUCGUCAUCGAAUCUUCUUCCUCCUACGAAUAACAACGAAAAGAUGUCGAAGCUAUUGACAAUGUUGGAGGAGUUAGACGGAAGGUACAGACAAUAUCAACAUCAGAUGCAGGUUUUAGCAUCUUCUUUUGAAACGAUGGCAGGAUUCUGUUCUUCCAAACCGUACACAACCUUGGCUUUGCAAACUAUUUCUCGUCAGUUCAGGUGUUUACGCGAUGCAAUUAAUAACCAGAUUCGGGUUAUCCAGAGAAGCAUGGGUGAAGAUGAACAAUCAUCGUCUAGUCAAGGAAGGUUGACACGUUUACGCAAUCUGGAAUUACAGAUUCGACAACAAAAGGCUGUACAGCAGUUUGGUCUCAUGAGACAUUCUUGGAGGCCACAAAGAGGCCUUCCCGAAACUUCUGUCUCUAUUCUUCGUGCCUGGUUGUUCGAGCAUUUCCUUCAUCCUUAUCCAAAGGAUUCUGAGAAAAUUAUGUUAGCCAGACAGACAGGUCUCACCAGAGGACAGGUGGCCAACUGGUUUAUAAACGCAAGAGUUCGGCUUUGGAAACCGAUGGUGGAGGAAAUGUACACGGAGGAAUUUAGCGAAGAUUCUAAGACAUUAUUACCUGAAAAUGCUGAUGAGGAAUAUCUGAAUGCUACUGAAAACUAUGGGGCAAUGAAACAACAAAACAAUUACAACCCUCCUCAUGUUGUUGUUAAUAAUGAGCGAAAUCUGUUAUUAACCGAUUCAAGUACAUUUGAUGCAUCGGACACGACCUAUGAUAUAGGUGAAUUGGGUAAUUUGAUCGUUGAAAACCGAGUAUCGCUAGCACUGGGAUUGCAGCAUUCGGAGAUAGGAGGUGGAGGAGGAGGCAACUUGCCUGAAUCAUCGUCAUCAUCUGGCGGCAGAAUGCCAUUGGAGAUCACAAAUUAUGGUGGCAUGGAAGAUCAUCAUGAUCAGUUAAACCAACAAAACCGGAUCAUGGCUAUAAGCACCCAAAUGUUGCCAGAUUUCACAUCAUGAGAAUUAUUCACAAGAAAAGGUAUCGAGUGGAGAUUGGGGGAGAAGAGUGUAAAUAUAUAAACAUAAUUACAAUUUACAAAUACAUUACAUCUGAUGGAUAUAUAGAAAAGAAGACAUCACUUGGAGAUUAUAUUUUAUUUGAAAAAAACUUAGUUUGGCACAGGUUAAUCGUUUUCUCUACCAAAUAUGAACCUGGAUCUAGAUACAAAUUUUUUUCUUCCAAAUGGGGACAAUUUGUUGUUGUUGUUGGUAGGAGUGUAGUGUGAUUUUGUGUAGAUACAAACAACAUGCAUGCUAUCUAUUUCUACAGAUGCUGAAUAAAAGAACACUUGUAUCAAUCGUUUUAUUUUUGUAUUAAUAAAUUCAAUGCAUGAUUCAUAAUUUUGGAUUUGA